GGUGAUUUUACGUUUUUGCUAUCCACUCUUCCCAUCCCAUCCUGUCGCAGCUGUGGCCUGGGUUUUUGUUGCCUUCCAUUCAUCUUGCGACCCAUCAUCAUCCCCCCUCUCCCUCCCAUCGUUCUACCCUGUGUCAAGAAGCCCUGUAAGCUAUUGUUCUUGGGGGCUCAUACAUAUAUCUCCCGAUCUUCCCACUUCUGAGCCUUCUCCCUCCUCGACCUUUUCCUCUCCUUCUUUACCUUCCUGCACGUUACUCCCGAGUGGUUUUUGGCGCAGGGCAUGCUCCAUUACGAUUUCUCUAAUUUUGAUGUUCCCCAGUCUACUCCAUCCGCCCCUUCACCGCUGUAAAUCCUCGCCGCUAGGCGCCCUUCACCACACAUUUCCCAUUCCAGUCGGUGUUUUCAACAACCUUUGAGGUCGUGCAGCCAAUUUCACAUAUCCGUCACCAUUCCCACAACUCCGUACUUCCAACGUCGCUUUGUAUAGCAUCCUAGUCGUCAACCCCAAUUAUUCACCCUUUUGCCGAUCACCAUCAGCAGUUCCAUCAAUCCAUCAAUCCAUCAAUUGUGACUUCGCGUCAUCGACACCGUCGCGUCUUCCGAUCGCACUCUACCUGCACACGGACUUCCAACACCUCAAUCUUCUCUUGAUGGCUGCGGUGUAAGCCUACGUUUUCGACCGUGCACUCAGUUGUGGCCGCGGAAAGAGCUUAAGAUGGAAAUGCAUGAUACCAGAAGUUCGUCCAACGACUUGUCCAGCGCGCCGCCGAGUGAUGCUGAGAGCACUCCCGGACCUCCCAAUCAUCACCCUGUGCAUCGCGACUUUGGCCUAGCAGGCAAUCUUGGUGUUGCAAACAGUUUCGGCGCGCGACAAACCCAAGCGAGUCCCGGUGCAGGUGUCAGUGCAUCACCAGCCACAGCUGCAGGCGUGCGCCAAGACAACGGCGCAGCUGCGCCGCCUGUCAGGAGACCCCGAAAGAAGCGCGAUCCCAACACGCCCGAAGAGAAGAAACCACGAGUUCCUCGUAAGCCGCGAGGCACAGCCCUCACUACCACAGGUGUUCGCAAAAAGACCAAAAUAGAGCCGCCAGACCCAGGCAGCACGAUCCUGAUGCCUCGGCUUCAAAGCGCAGAUUUGCAGUCAUCCACUCUGGUUCAGCCAGUUUUGUUCUCCCCUCCAGGAGCCACCGAGAGCCGCCGAGAUGAAGCCGCCAAGUUUACCGGAUCUGGCCUCACGAUGCACAACCCACCGAUGCCCGCCCGAACACCCCCCCAGCGGAUCUACGAAUACAAACCACGUGAAUAUGACAGCAAACCACGCGCCCCGCCGCCGCCGCCGCCGACCCCUCCUCUUCCUCCUCAAUCCUCCCCUGCUCGCUCAACUAGCAUGUAUGAUCCCAUCAGAUCUGUCCAGCGACCGGUUGACACAAAUCCGCCUGCUCCACCGUCCAUCCGACCCACCGUCACGCCUCCAAGAAGGGCCGACAACCCAAGUACAUCUCCCACCAUCUCCAGCAUCAUCGACCACCCUCCGCGACCCGACAUCUCAACUGCUACAACCGUGGUGACGCAUCAGGUGAAGACGGAACCUCCUCACGGCCAGGCCGAUGGCAGGGUGGUCGAUUCACCAGGAGUCAAUGGCAAUUCGUCAGCAAUGGAUGUUGACCACGUCGUUCCAGACCAAGUGCAGUCCAAAAAGCCCGCCUCUUCACGCAAAGUGCCCUCGGAAGCAUCCACUCGUCCCACCUCCCCGAAGCCUGCGCGGUCAAAGGAGCAGCCGCCUCCGCCACCAAUGGGUUCUGGACUUUUGUCGGCCAGUCUGUUUGGCGGUGAUUCGAGUAACGAUAUGCCAAAGGACUCGGAAAAGGGUCCCAACAUUGUCCUGCAUGUCGACUUGAAAGAUCCCGGUAAUCGAGUCAUCAACUUUGCUCGUAUGGCCGAGGAAAAGUACGGGUUCGCAGCCUUGUACCCUCGUCAAGCCGCCCAAAAAGAACGACUGGCCAAGAUUGCCGCUGCUGGGGCUGCGCUCGAACGGUCAGCAUCGGGCAGCAAGUUUGGAGGCACGUCAGCCGGAGACAGUGGUGAUGAAGAUCUCAGCGUUGACAUUGAGCGUGAUUCUGACAACGACGGAGACGUCGCAAUGUCUGGAGUCAACGGCGGACAAGAACCAGCGAACAGCGGGACCGACGGGCCAGGGCCGAAACGUCGACGGCGAAGAAAGGUAGAGGAGUACGAUCAAGACGAUCCCUUCGUAGACGACAGCGAAUUACUCUGGGAAGCGCAAGCAGCGGCUAGCAAGGAUGGAUUCUUUGUCUAUUGUGGGCCGCUUGUACCCGAGGGAGAAAAACCAGCUGUCGAGAGGGCGGAUGGCACGAUCAAGCGGGGUCGUGGCCGAGGCCGCGGCGGUGGUCCUGGUUCUCGCGGCGGAAGAACAGCUGCUGGCGCUUCUGAAAGAGGCUCUGGGAGGGGUGGAGGGCCUGGGUCCCGGGGAGGAGGCAUCACACGAAAACCUCGAAUUACAAAGGACGACCGAGCGCAGAUGGAGAGGGAGAAGCUUCAGCGAGAGAAGAUGGCGCCGCUGGUGGCCAAGCCAACGGCAUAUCCUGGUUAACCAGCUGGACUACAGCACUGUCAUAUCGGUUACGGCCGCUAUUCAAGGGCGGAGGUGCUGGGGAUUCGACAUUCAGCGAUUGGACGUGUCAUGAAAUAGAUAUCGACUGUGCAAGGGGCGGGAAGAGGUCCAAAGGAUGGGCCUCACCAGUUCACGGGUCGGAAAAGUGCCGAGAUGUUCUGCUCUUGUAAUCCCGAGUUGUGUAUUUUAGUAUUCUCCCCAUGCGCGGUGAAGGAUGUUCACGCACAACGAACCACACCAUGUCCGAAUACAAAGACCAUGGCUCCCGAAAAAGGGGCUUACCUUUUG
This is a messenger RNA of Cladophialophora immunda, 2919 nucleotides long. RefSeq lists its product as uncharacterized. Bases 715 to 2610 code for a protein of 631 amino acids. NCBI's taxonomy places the organism in Eukaryota, Fungi, Ascomycota, Eurotiomycetes, Chaetothyriales, Herpotrichiellaceae. The record is from RefSeq and is a predicted model, not a curated record. The transcript is spliced from 2 exons.